AUGUAUAUUGGUUGUCCUGCUGCUGCUGCUGGUUAUUCUGCUGGUUGUCAGGUGACAGUUCACUCACUGUCGUCUGUGUUGUGUAUGUUGGAGAAGGUUUCAACGACAAACUCCGAUGAGACAAACAUCAACCAACAACAAGAGCAAGAACAAGAAGAUAAUCCAUAUCUCUCCAAACCAAGAUUUAAUGAUCUUUCACCUGAAGACAAUGCAAAUAUAUUUCAAAAGCUUAGUUUUUCAUGGGCUCAACAAACAGUUGAUAGAGGCAUUGUAAGAGCAUUAGAGUUACCAGAUAUACCAAAAUCACCAUCAUUCCUUCAUGUUGAAACAUCUUCAAAAAAAUUAGAUGAUUUUGAUUGGAGUAAAAAAAACGCAAUUAUUCGAAAAUGUUAUCAACAAUUUGUUUUUAAAAGCAAAGGAUUCAUUGCCAUUAGAUUACUUACAGUUCUUGGUUCAUUAAUUACACCUUUUAUUUUACAACAUUUUAUUUUAUUUAUUCAAAACAAAUCAGAUUAUCCAAGUUGGCAAGGAUGGUUGCUAUGUAUUGCAUUGUUUGUAUCUAGUACACUCAAUUCAGUUGGAUUGCAACAUGGAUAUUGGUAUGGACUUUUACUUACCCUUCAAGUCAGAGGAUCAUUGACAAAAAUUGUGUUUCAAAAGAUGUUAAGAUUAAACAACACUUCUAAACGUUCCUACACUGGAAAACUUUUAAAUCUUGUUAGUGUUGAUAUAGAAAACUUUUUAGAUUAUUUUUGGAGUAAUUGUGUUGAUUUAGUUAUUCAUCCAUUACAAGUUACUUUAUUAUUGGCAUUGUUAUGUUAUUAUAUUGGAUUGGCUGGAUUUUUUGGAUUCCUAGUGAUGGCUCUUAUGAUUCCACUUAGUACUUUUACAAGUACAAAAGUAACAAAAUAUUUUUUAGUUUCACUUGAUUUUUCAGAUGAAAGAAUUAAAUUAAUUGGAGAAUUUAUAAAUGGAAUUAGAUUUUUAAAGUUGUAUAAUUGGGAACAAUCAUUUAUUGAUCGUAUUCAAAAGUAUAGAGAUCAUCAAAUGGCAGCGCAAUGGAGGAAAUUUUUCUUUUGGUCGAUUGAUCAAACCAUCAUUCAACUCAGUAAUGGAUUGGUAUUGUUUGUAGCAUUGUCAAUCUAUACGAUUAGAGGUAACGAGUUGACAGCUGCCAUUGCAUUUACAGUCAUGACUAUAUUUGUCUUGCUCAGAGAACCAAUCAACAAACUGCCAGAAGGGUGUCAACGUCUUCUCAAGGUACUGUCAUCGGGCAGACGUUUGGAGAAAUUUUUAAAUGCACCAGAGACAUCGACCAAGUCACUUACCGAACGUUCACUUGGUGGGUUUGAAAUUGUAAAUGGAGAAUUUAGUUGGGAUGAUAGUUCUAAUUUUGAUGAUUUCGACAUCGAUGAAAAUGGAAAUGAAAAGAAACAAGACAAAGAAAAAGAUAAUCAAGAUGACAAGAUGGGGUUGGAUGAUGGAGCCGAUUCUUUAAUGAUGGUUGAAAUGCUGCCAAUCGCAGAGACACUUGGUAUUGAAGAUAGAAGACGAUCGGUACUCAAGAAUAUUAAUUUCCUUGCACCUCAUGGCAAACUGACCAUCAUUGUUGGAAAGGUCGGCGAAGGCAAGUCAUCACUAGUGUCUGCACUGAUUGGGGAGAUUUCAAAGUUGGGUGGAACAGUGUAUGUUCCCGGGUCGAUUGGGUAUACUCCUCAAGUAGCAUGGAUGGUGUCUGGUAGUUUGCGAGACAACAUUUUAUUUGGUAAACCGUAUGACAAGGAAAGAUAUAUUAAAGUGAUUGAGGCAUGCUGUCUCAAACCGGAUCUUGUUCAAUUGGCAGCCAAAGAUUUAACGGAAAUUGGUGAAAAGGGUAUCAACCUUAGUGGUGGUCAAAAACAAAGAAUAUCAUUGGCUCGUUGUCUCUAUAGCAAUGCCGAUUCAUACGUUAUGGAUGAAACAUUGAGUGCUGUCGAUUCAGAGGUUGCCAAACAUCUCUUUGACCAUUGUAUCACUGGUAUGAUGGAUGGCAAGACACGUGUACUUGUCACACAUCAACUUCAAUUCCUUCCUCGUGCAGAUCACAUUGUCGUCGUCGAACAAGGAGGUCAACUCAUUCAAGGAACUUAUCGUCAACUAAAAGAACAAAUUGAUUUUGAAUCAAUCCUAAAAUCAAAAUUAUCUUCAAUCAACAAAAAUGAUGGAGAAACUAGUGAAAAUGAACAAGUAAAAGAAGUAAAGAAAGAAAAUGGCGUGGAAAAUAUUGAUCAAGAGAAUAUUGAUGAAGUAUUUCAAGAUAUUAUUGAUGAAGCAAAUGUUUCUUCAUCUUCAUCAACUCCAGUUAUUCAUCAUCAUCAUCAUCAUGUUGAAAAGAAAGAAAUUAAUAUUGAUCAAUGCAUUUACAUGGAUGAAGAUACAACUGAUGAAAAUAAUAUAUUAAAAUCAAAAGCAAAAUUAUUUGUACAAGAAGAAUCAUCAAAAGGAGAAGUAAAAAAGGAUAUUUACUUGAAUUACUUUAAAUCUGGAGCAAGUACAUGGUUGUAUGUAUUGAUUUUUGUGACUUAUUUUUCGAGUCAGGCAAUUUGGCAAUCAUCAGAUUAUUGGUUGGUCAUUUGGUCAAAUCAUAGUAUUCAACCAGAACCAGGAUCUCGAUUCUAUCUACUAGUGUAUAUGGGAUUCUUGAUUGGUUUUGCUGCACUCUUGACAGUCCGUCAUCUUAUCAUUACUAGUAUGGGUUGGAAUGCAUCUAAAUCACUCCAUCACAAGCUUUUGAACAACGUAUUUUAUAGUAGUUGUGCAUUCUUUGACAGUAAUCCUGCAGGUCGUAUUUUAAAUAGAUUUUCAAAGGAUAUUAAUGAUAUCGAUGAAACUUUGGUACAAGCCAUUUCAGAUAUUCUUUUUUGUGGUUCCAAUGUCAUCCUGUCACUUGGUAUUAUGAUUUAUGUCAACCCUUGGAUCUUACUCCCUUUUAUACUAUUACUCUUUGUAUACAAUUAUGUUCAAAAGAUGUAUCGUGCAUCUUCAAGAGAACUAAAGAGAAUGGAGAGUAUUGCUCGUAGUCCAGUUUACUCUCAGUUGACAGAGACGUUCAAUGGGUUGCAAUCGGUACGUGGGUUUGGUCAACAGGCUAGAUUCACCUCGGAAAUGUCCAGUCGUAUCGAUCUUAAUCAACGUCUAUUUUACCAUAGUUUCUCGGUGAAUAGAUGGUUGGGUGUACGUCUCGAAGCUCUCUCGACUGCCAUGGUCCUGCUAUCAUCUAUCUUUUCAAUGCUGAGUGCUAGCUCGAACCCGGGUGCAGCUGGUUUGGCCGUGUCGAGUGCCAUUGGACUCACGGGUGUGCUCAACUGGACCAUCCGUCAGUACACCGAGCUCGAAGUCAAGAUGAACAGCGUCGAGCGUGUGCUAGAGUACGUCAACACCAAGCCCGAGGGUGCCCGCGUCGUCGAGAGUAACCGUCCGCCCGCCAACUGGCCGCAAUACGGUGUCGUCGAUUUCGAGGACGUCGAGGUGCGCUACCGCCCGACCAUGGAGCCGUCGCUGCGCGGCAUCACCCUGCGUGUUAGCGCGUCCAACAAGGUCGGUAUCGUCGGUCGUACGGGCGCGGGCAAGAGCACCAUUGGCGUGGCGCUCUUUCGCAUGCUCGAAUGUUCCAAGGGCGUCAUCAAGAUUGACGGCAUCAACAUUGGCGACAUUGGCCUGUCGGACCUGCGCUCCAAACUCGGUGUCGUCCCACAAGAGCCGUUUAUCUUUUCCGGCACCGUUCGUAUGAAUCUCGACCCUUACAACCUCUACACUGACCUGCAGUUGUGGGAGUCACUCGAGAAAUCACAAAUCAAGACGAUUGUGCAGGCCAUGCCCAAUGGACUCGACAGUCUGUUGGACGAGGGUGGCGACGGCUUCUCGGUUGGCCAAAAGCAACUCUUGUGUCUGUCACGUGCACUCUUGCGUGAUGCCAAGGUCGUCCUCAUGGAUGAGGCCAGCUCGUCGCUCGACUACCACACCGAUGCCAUCAUCAAGCAGGUUGUCCACGACAACUUUAAGCAUUCCACCGUACUGACCAUCGCUCACAGACUCGACACUAUCAUUGACAGUGACAAGAUCCUCGUAGUCGACGCCGGCCGUGUCAUUGAAUAUGACCAUCCAACAGUCCUACUCGAAAAUCCAUCUUCCAAAUUCACUCAACUCAUUCAAGCUCAAUCCCAUCUUUUGGAUACAAACCACAACAACAUUACUCCUGGAGGUCAUAUUCCAAAUGAAAUUAAAUCAAAUUAA
This is a messenger RNA of Cavenderia fasciculata, 4272 nucleotides long. It is a transcript of the gene abcC6, whose product is annotated as ABC transporter C family protein. NCBI's taxonomy places the organism in Eukaryota, Evosea, Eumycetozoa, Acytosteliales, Cavenderiaceae. Gene Ontology annotation, biological process: transmembrane transport. Gene Ontology annotation, molecular function: ATP hydrolysis activity; ABC-type transporter activity; ATP binding. Gene Ontology annotation, cellular component: membrane. The record is from RefSeq and is a predicted model, not a curated record. The coding region runs from base 1 to 4272 and encodes 1423 amino acids. The transcript is spliced from 9 exons.